Lates calcarifer (barramundi perch) is the source of this 1348-nucleotide messenger RNA. Its product is annotated as apolipoprotein A-IV. Lineage: Eukaryota; Metazoa; Chordata; Actinopteri; Centropomidae. The transcript has 4 exons. Bases 363 to 1133 code for a protein of 256 amino acids. Gene Ontology annotation, biological process: phospholipid efflux; triglyceride homeostasis; cholesterol efflux. Gene Ontology annotation, molecular function: phospholipid binding; cholesterol binding; phosphatidylcholine-sterol O-acyltransferase activator activity. The record is from RefSeq and is a predicted model, not a curated record. Gene Ontology annotation, cellular component: blood microparticle; chylomicron; high-density lipoprotein particle.
CUGUUAUUAAUAUUUUUAUUUCAUACAUUUUCUUCCUGGUGCCUACAUUACCCACAAUGCAGCUAACCCCCAAAAGUUUGAUCAGGUGUGAUAUGCUACUAGCAGCUGUAGCCACAACAAGCCACAAGACUCAAGCAGAGAUGGGGAGAGGGCGACAGAGGUAAAUGACAUGUACGUGAGGUUUCAUCAGACGUCAGAGGCCCUGACACACCGUUGUUCCCACUGCUGUGAUGUGGAAGCAGCGGUGACAGCACAGCACUCAGCGCUGGACUUUACUCCUCUGUUUUGUCCGUAUGGCUCAGCUGCCUAUAUAUACUCCACACUGACCUGUGCAGGACACAGACACAGCUGCAGAGUCAGUCAUGAAGUUCCUCGUGGUGCUCGUCCUCGCUGUUUUCACCGGUUGCAAUGCCAACAUCGUGUGGCAGAGCCAGCCCAGUCGCCAGGUCGACAUGGUGAAAGAUGCUUUCUGGGAUUACGUUGCCAUGGCAACCGCGACCGCCGAGGACUCCCUGAAGCAGAUCAGACAGUCCGAGCUGGGAAAGGAAGUGAACACCCUCAUCUCUCAGAGCACCGACGCCGUCAACAAGUUCACCGAUGUUCUGCGUACUCAGGUGGCUCCCAUGACCCAGGACCUCAUGUCUAAGUUCACCCAGGAGGCCAAGCAGCUGAAGACCCGUCUGGAGAAAGACCUGAAAGCUGUGAGCACCAACCUGCAGCCCUACGCCGAGGAGCUGGUGUCUGACCUCCAGAGGCAGGUGGAGGAGCUGAGGAAGGAGGCGACCCCCUACGCUGAGGCCAUGGACCCAGAGACCCUGAAGGCCGUCCUGCUGCAGAAGAGCCAGGAGCUGAAGGCGCAGCUGGAUAAGAGAGUGAACCAGCUGCAGGCCCAGAUGGUUCCCUACACCGAGGAGAUGAAGCAGAAGAUGGAGCAGAGUCUGGAGGAGUUUCAGAGCAGCAUGAUCCCCCUGGCCCAGAGCUUUGAGACCCAGCUGACCCAGAAAACCCAGGAGAUCCAGCGGAACCUGGCUCCAUACGGAGAGGAGCUGAGGGCCAAGCUGGACGAAGACACCCAGAACCUGAAGAAGCAGCUGGAGGCUCUGUGGAGGUCCUUCUCUAAGCUGACCCAGUAAACGGACUAACACCUAACCUAGGUUCUGAGUCAUUCCCUCCUGCCUUCCAGUGAUUUCUGCUGAAUCAUGGAGGUGUUUAUGGGACAGAUGCAAUACCUCAUUUUCUAUGUUUUUAUGCUCAAACCUUCUGAAAAAUGUCAGUAUUUUGUCUUUUGUGUGACUGUUUACAACUGUAAUGUGUUGUCUGUAAAACAACAAUAAAUAAGUUCAAUGAA